This is a messenger RNA of Anneissia japonica, 4602 nucleotides long. RefSeq names its product gamma-aminobutyric acid type B receptor subunit 2-like. Gene Ontology annotation, cellular component: G protein-coupled receptor heterodimeric complex; membrane. The record is from RefSeq and is a predicted model, not a curated record. Bases 627 to 3122 code for a protein of 831 amino acids. Gene Ontology annotation, biological process: G protein-coupled receptor signaling pathway; gamma-aminobutyric acid signaling pathway. NCBI's taxonomy places the organism in Eukaryota, Metazoa, Echinodermata, Crinoidea, Comatulida, Comatulidae. The transcript has 18 exons. Gene Ontology annotation, molecular function: G protein-coupled GABA receptor activity.
AAAUAAUAACACUUGUGAUUUAAGAUCAUAAAAAUGAAGCUUAAUUCAAGUAACCUUGACGUAUAUGCAUUUGUAAAACUCAUUAAAAUGUUUGAAUAAUUAAACAACAAAUGGCAUUUAGCAUUUGUCCCUGCUAAUUGUCUACCAAGGAGAAUGUUCAUGCAUUAGUAGAACAAUGGCGGCGAAGCACUCAAUGUUUUGGCUCCUUACUGUAGGUCUCCAGAUUCAGCGGCUGGGGCAUGGAGGGUAGGUACCGGUAACGAAUCUCCCAGAAAAUCAGGAACACCGACGGUUACAUUUGGAGAGGUUUUGCAGUAUUGAAUUCAAAUAGCACUGCGGCAUGGUUAACCCAAAUUAGUACUCAGAACAAGCCCGGAGUACAUUAAUAUCUUUCCUCUCAUUUCCAAUUCUUCGUUCAAAAAUCACAUCCAGGAAAACGUAAGGCUAAAUUGUGUGCAACAAUAGGUUUACACUUGAUCUGCUCUUGUGUCGUCUCCAAAUUAUUUUGACGGCCGGAACUUUAUUUUACACUGUCAAGUCGUCAGUAGCGCUAACAAAACAAAGUGUUUUGGGACUAAUCGAUUUCGGGAUUAUUUCGACCAAGGAAACAGAUUCACUAAUCGAAAAUGGCUACCAUAUUCGUAUUUAUGAAUUCUUUGAUGUUAGCAGUCGCACUUGCCUCGUCAUCAUUGAAGAGCUAUGCCUAUGAGGAAGGCAACAACGCACCGAGUUACUAUCCCGGUUCAUCGAAUGACACAUCUUAUUUUGACUUCUCAUCAUUCCUCGAUUUUUCGGUUUAUGAUGAAUUGGUAAACAGUGACGAAAAGCCGGUAAUUAACCUAGCAGGAUUCUACCCUCUUAAAGGCACAGAAAGUUACCCUAUGAAAUUCCUAGGACACCAGAGUCACUUUUCAUCGUUGCUGGCACUGCAACACGUGAACGAUCAUCCAACAGUUUUAAAGAACUAUCACCUAAAUUUGAUUAGUUGCGACACAGAAAAUAGAGUUGGAGUAGCGUUGAUGCAAUUGUUCGAAACAUAUUCUUCAGGUCCUCAAAUAUCUGCGGUAAUAGGCGGACUUAGAGCAGAGAUCACUGAAGCUAUGUCAAAGGUCACAGCCAUCAUGAAUCUAGUUCAGAUUUCAUAUGGAUCUCACUCGCCCCAGUUAUCUGAUCGCACCGCACAUCCGACUCUUUACCGAACUAUCCCGUCUUCUUCCGAGUUUAGCCGACCAAGAAUUAAGCUUCUUCAGGCUUGGAAUUGGACCAAGGUUUCUACUUUACACUCAAAUCAAGACGUGUCCUCUUCGGCUAUGCGGGACUUUACUACUCAGUUGCAGGUUUAUUCAGAGAAUUCAACCAACGACUUUGAAGUCAUCGCCGCAGAAAGUUUUGACCACAAUAAUGCCAACGACCGCCUUGCACUCUUAAAGCGUAAAGAUGCACGAAUAAUCAUUGGAAACUUUUAUGAAUACGAGGCCGUCAUGGUAUUUUGCCAGGCAUACAAACAAGGCCUCACUGGACCCAAUCACGUGUGGAUGAUCUAUGGUUAUUAUCAAGUGGAUUGGUGGAAUAAGACGUACACAGAUUUACACUACGGCUGCACUACCGAAGAGAUGGCACAGGCUGUCGAGGGCUACAUUGGAAUUUCCUGGGAUGUUCUCAGUGAUAUCGACAAACCCACAAUCUCAAAUUAUACACCAGAAUGGUACAGGCAAAAGAUGCUGAGAAAAUUUGGUGAGGAUUUGGCAGAAACGGUGGUUCCGGCACCUUACGCCUAUGACGCAGUGUGGGCUACAGCGUUGGCGUUCAAUGCAACCGAAGCGGUCUUGGCUGAGAAGGGCCUAAGUCUUUUGAAUUUUACGUACGACGAUGAAUUUAACAUCACGGGUUUGAUUCAGGAAAAACUUGAAUCGGUCGAUUUCCUCGGUGUAUCAGGACCAAUCAAAUUCACAGAUAAUGGAGACAGUCUUGGAAUUCUAAAAAUAUCACAAUUAAAAAAUGGUGUACAGCGCGAAAUAGCUAGAUAUUACGGAUACAACGAUUCUAUAGUAUGGGAUUAUACUGUUGAAGAAAUAUGGGAAAACGGAAUUCCCGCGGAUUCGGACCAGACGAUUCGUUACACAGAAGCAAUGCAUAUAUCGAAAAAAUUAUUCAUUUUGUAUGCAGUAAUGUCUAGUUUCGGGAUAAUGACUGCUAUUGGAUUUCUUCUUUUCAAUAUCAUCUAUAGAAACGAACGAUUGAUUAAGAUGUCAAGUCCAAAUAUGAACAACGUUAUAAUUUUUGGCUGUAUACUAUGCUACAUUACUACGGUGGUGUACGGUUUGGAUAGUCUUCAUCUAAGUGACAGCAAUCUGAGAAUUAUGUGCCAGGUUCAAAAAUGGGGAUUUGCGUUUGGAUUUACUUUAUCUUUUGGUGCAAUGUUUUCAAAAACGUGGCGAGUAUACAGUAUAUUUACUAACAAGAAAUUACAGAAAAGGGUAAUCAAAGACCCACGUUUACUGGCCAUGGUCGGAGUUCUUUUGUUAAUUGAUUUGGGAAUAUUGUUGACGUGGCAAUUGACAGAUCCGUUGGAAAUAACGAUAAAGUCAUUAAAGAACCAAACUAAAGAAGGGAAGCCACUGACAAUCGUAAACAUUGAACAACAUCUUUGCCAGUCAACUUACCAGCAGUAUUUCACUGGCGCACUCUAUAUCUACAAAGGGUUAUUGCUCAUAUUUGGCGCUUUUAUUACGUGGCAAACAAGAAAUGUGAAUAUUCCUGCCCUCAAUGAUAGCAAGUAUAUAGGACUAAGCAUAUACAAUGUCGUCAUCUUCAGUUCUCUUGGCGUACCAUUAUCUUUCUUGCUUCAAGAUGACGCAAGUCACACAUACGUCAUAAUUGGAGGUUUUAUCAUCUUCUGUACAACGUUAACUCUCAGUCUUCUAUUUUUUCCAAAGGUGUACAGUAUCAUUAAUGGUUACGCCCCUGAGCAAGUUGGAAGCCGUGCCAUGUCAAACGUCAACGGGCGGCAAGGGUAUGGAAGGCGUACGGAAGACAGCAACCGGAGAGUUAGCCUACUUGCAAAAGAUGCGUCAAUGGCAAUGAAGAUAGAAAACGAAAAAACUUCUGAGGUUCAAAUAUGAUUUAUAUUUUUUAUUCAAUCAUUAAACGAAAAACUAACUUUGAACUAAAUUUAUUUGCUCGACGGAACUCUCAUAAUAUUGUGACUGCAAAUAAACAUGUAUUAUAAUAAGUUCGAUUUUUACAAAUGGAUAAUUUUUAACGCCGUUAACACAUCCUACUAAUGUCAAGAGUUAUCAGUCUGCUUAUUUAGCUAGCAAAAUGCUAAUGAUAAACAAAGAGACUCAAAUUCUAUGUCAUGUAGUAUUAUACUCAAUUUUAGAUUUACAUGCUGUGGAGAAAAACACUAUAUAACAUACAAUCGUAGUAAAGAUAACCUCACGCAUUGAACUGACUUCCAACCACAAAGUAAUAUUGGGUUUUUAUAAUAUCGAUACGUCACGCCCUUCACAUUCACUCAAAACAAAUGUCACGUGUUAACUAUAUGACGCUAACAAUGGAAAGUCUUACUUUAAAAUAUUUUCUAAAAUAAAAUUACGUUGGUGGAUGCUAACACAUGACAUUUACGAUAACCGCAUAUUGCUUUUUACAAGAUGUAUAUUUGUAAAUAAGACGUCUGGUAGUUGCAUCUGCGCAUGCCAUCGAAUAUUACGGUACUAGUGUAUAUAAAUAAACAAUCAAUACUAUCGUCCUUCUUUUAAUAACGCGUAGCCGAAUUCUCUAACCAAUCUUCAAAUCUUCUAUAAUAAUGUAAUAACACUAUAAAAAUGUCUUCGUUUAUAUACACUGACCUUUGACAUACGUAAAUGAAACUACAAGAUAUAAUACAAUAAAACUAAAAAAGCACACAAAACAGUUUGUAUGCCUUAAAAUAUGUAUAUAUUAUUAAACCUUGUAAUAACGAUAAUUUAAUGUUAAAUAUUUUGUAUAUAAUCUCAGAUGUUAGGCCUAUUCAAUUUUCGUUACACACUGAUCUGUCACUUAAUAAAAAAUCCGAUUUUCUGAAAUGUUUGGAUAAAAUUAUUCUAGUUUUAUAUUGAAUAAUGAUUACAUAUCAUCGGUAGUCGCAUUCGAUAUGUUUGCAAUUAAACGAACGUAUACAUAAUAAGUUGAAUAAGAUAUACAUGAAACAAAAUCAGACGGUCUACAAAUAUGAUUUCGAUUAAAUUUGUUUUUGUUCUUUUAGAAUUGUUAAUGUAAAUAAGAACACUUUAAAGUAAUUCGCCUUUUUUUGGUUAAGAUAAUGUUAUGUUUCAACAAUUUUACAUGAUUGUUAUAUAUGCUUGUAGGAACAUAGACCUACCACUAAACCGUACUACAAUGUCUUGCCUGUAUGUUGUCUGUUGUCUUGCCAAAUGAAUUAUUAUCUCAGACCGUUUAAAUGUUUUCUUAUUAGAAAAUGAUUUGUGAAUAAUAAUGUUGUGUUUAUAGCAAAGGAUUGAUUUUGAUGUCUGACUUACCAUGUAUAUAUUUGCCAAUGCAACUAUGUUUAAUAGUAUAUAACGUUGUCAGUGUAGCUGCAUAUGCAAGUAUAUAAAGAAG